AUGACUCGAAAAGAAGCCCUAACUGCUCGUGCCUGAUUCAUGCUUUCACCAGUGUUUGGAUUUAGCAGCCAUUUAAAGUCUUGGUUUGUGAUUUAUUUAUAAGAAGUUCUAAAAUUAACAUCGAAGUGUGUUUGACCGGAGCAAGAGAGUACAGACGGGGGAGAAGGGGGAGGAAAGUGUGUGAGAAAGAAAAAAAUAAAAAACCCACUGCCAUUUUCUCAUGUCUCCUGACAGUGGCAGCUCCAGACUUAUUGGACCCUAAAUCCGCCACUCACAACUCCAAGCCCCGCCUCUCCUUCUCCACAAAGCCAAUCACAAUGACUCCCCGAGAGGAGAGUGAGGUGAGAAAAGUCCAGGUUUUGGAAGUACUUUCUUUACUUUUUAUUUCACCAGGUGUUUAUUCCUUGGUAGGGAAAAAAAAUCCACCUUUUUGCUGAGUGCUAAUUCAGAACCCUCCAUAUAUAUGUUGGUUUACUGACCAGUUAAGUGUUUUAGGUUGUUGCCACAGUGAUGAAAUGGAAGACGGUGUCAGCCAUCUUUCUGUUGGUGGUUCUGUACCUGGUGAUGGGAGCAGCCGUCUUCAGAGCCCUGGAGCAGCCUCACGAGAGGUAUGCAGGUUAUAUAUAAAUCCAGCUGUCAUGGCUUCAAAAUAGUGUUACAUGAACCAAUGGAAAUACACAAGAAAAACCUUUGCAGGGAAGACCAACAUCUGUACUAGUGAUGGAGUAUGAUGAAAAACUAUAAGACGUGGAGUUCCCCAAGGCUCAGUACUUGGGCCACUCCAAUUUAGAUUCUACUUUGCUCAAGUCCUACAGCAAAGCAUUAUUUGUGCAGCUAUAUACCUUCAAGGUUUACUCAACACUCUUAUCAAAUAACCCUGAAGCUCCUUUAUUAGCAUCAAAUUCAAAAGUAGAAAGACUUUAAGUUGAAUGAAUUUCUCUUGGUCACUUGAUUGAGUUAAUAUUGUAGAAUUAUAGCCUACGACUGUCACAUUUGUAAUUUAGUGUGUAAAUAUUAGAAGCAGGAACCAUCAGCCAGUAGUUAGUGGUUCAUCAUGUUGUUGGAUGAAGUAGUUCACUGUUUUCACCAGUCUCUGUUGGCUUGUGAUUUAUGGUAACCAUGAUCAAUCAAACAAAGAAAAAAACAGUGUGUAUGAAACUUCAAGAUAGAUAAUAGAUGACCUUAAAUAACAUGGAGAGGUAGGAGAAUGCGCUGUGCAAUUGUCAAUCAGGGACACAAGAGCCAUAUCACAAUUCUUGUUAGAGUAAGAAAUUCACUCUAAAAGUGGACCCUGUUAUAGAAAUAUAAGUCAUAGUUAUGAAGAUUUCGAUCCGUUACCCUUAUAUUUUUCAUUCUGUCUUGUAGUGCCCAGCGUUUGGCCAUACUGACCCAGAAGCUGGAGUUCUUGUCCAGGCAUCCCUGCGUCAACCAGAGCCAGCUGGAGGAGCUGGUGAAGGUGAGACUGACCUCACAGAAAACAUUUCUGAACGUGUCUUUGUAAUCAUAUACGGCUGUAACUUUGAAACAGUUGCAGAGGUUUCAGCACCACGGACAGCUCCUGAAGAGGACAAAUAAGAGGAAAUGUUGAAAUGUUUGUUGUCCUGUUUGUUGUUUGGGUUUGACUAGAAACCUAGAAGAAGAGCAACACUAUCUGAAUUGCUGAUUUAAAAACACCGGUUUGAACUCAUGAAUCCCUCUCUUUCUUUAUUCCAGCAAGUGGUGUCUGCAAUACGUUCAGGAGUUAACCCUGCAGGAACACUGACUAAUCACAGCAGCCUCUGGGACCUAAGCUCCGCCUUCUUUUUUGCUGGGACUGUUAUCACAACCAUUGGUAAGGCACACACACAUUCAAACAUAUGUAAAGAUCUAACACAUGUAGUAGGCUUUGUGGUGAUGAGGUGUGAUUUCAGAUGCGUCAAGUGUGAUCAGUUUUCUUAUAUCACAAGACGUCCUGGAUAGAUGAUUAAAAUAACUGCUGCUGCUGCUGUAUUAGAAAGCAUAUAAUGCUGCUGACACAUUUUCAGUGUCUAUGUUGUGUUUGUCCUCUUUUAGGUUUUGGGAACAUUUCCCCACACACUGAAGGUGGGCGGAUCUUCUGCAUCAUCUAUGCCUUGUUGGGGAUCCCUCUGUUUGGUUUCCUUCUGGCUGGUGUAGGAGAUCAGCUUGGCACCAUAUUCGGCAAAGGCAUCACAAGGGUGGAGAAGAUGUUUGUGGUGAGUCUGGAGGAACAAGGACUGACACAAACAAUGCACAGAUAUAUACAUUUAUUUCACAUUAGACUAACUGUGACUUAAAGGAGCCUGAUAUUGAAAAAAGUAAAGUGUACCGGGGCAGCCUUAUUAAACUGGAAAGCUGAGUAUGUCUAUACCGCAUCAUUUUGCUCUUUUCAAGAAGUGUUGUUGGCUGUGGUUUGAAUAGGCAGACAUUGUUUUAUUUAAUGAUUUCAUUUCAGUUGAGCUUGGUCUCGCUGCAUCAACAGAAAGGGUAAAAACUUCUUCAUAACAUAAGCAUAGAUCCGCUCACAGCAGACAUAAUUAUGAGGGGUAGUCCAGCUUACAGGUACGCGUUGUGGUAACAUUUUUGCAGCUAUAUACCUUUAAGGUUUACUCAACAGUCUUAUCAAAUAACCCAGAAGCUGCUUCAUUAGCAUCAAAUUCAGAAGUAGAAAGACUUUAAGUUGAAUGAAUUUCUCUUAAGUCACUUGAUAACAAAUGAGUUAAUAUUGUUGUAUUAUAGACUAUGACUGUCACAUUUGUAAUUUAGUGUGUAAAUAUUAUGAGGGGGUAGUCCAGUUUACAGAUAAAUUUAUAAUCUGCUGAUUUAUAGUCUUAGAAAUGAACUGACUUAAGCUUUGUAUGGCAGCAUUUACCCUGUAAGAGGAAAUCAAUCAUAGGAGUAUUUUAAAUAGAUAUCUUAAAUAUCUUAAACAUAUGUAUUUCUGUCUAUAUUAUGUGGUUUUGGUUGUUUUAGGGGACAUUUGAACAAUGUGCUGCUUAUCCAGUGUCUGCUGUUUGCUGUUUUUCAAAGCAGAGUGCACACAAGUUUUGGGUGUGCAAGGGGCAAGUCUGAGGAGGUUAGUCUGAAUAAUUUACAGAGAAGCACUCUCUACAAUAUCUUCACCCACACCAGCUCUUUCAGGUUUUAUUUAAAAAGGACAACCUUUUGAUUUAACUAGCAUGCUAUGCACAGAUUUAACCUUAGCAUGUGUCAAAGACAAAAUGCUUCAUAUUCAUGUAUCCUUAAAUUACACUGUGUAAGUGGCAAUCAAACCGCGGCAAAGAAGUUUCCAGGAACAAGGUCAUCUUUGUUUUUCAGCACUGUGACGUUGAUUUCAGAGAUUAAUAAUCUUUGAACAGUCAUCAGUCAGAUCAUAUGCAGACUUACCGAUUUAGAAACAGGGGGCAAAAAUACUUUGGGAGCAGGAAGCAUAAAUGUGCAUUGUGCUUUCUAAGUUGCCCCAUGAAUAAAACCUUUGACCAGAAUUUACAUUUGGAUGAAUAAUUCUGCGACUUAGUUUCAGACCGAGAGGAUUACCAUGCAUAAGAGCUUCAUUUCACCCUUAAACUGCUGCUGAAUGCAUGUUUGGAAAUGAGAGACAUAAGUUCACACUGUUUGUGUUGAGCUUUUGUAAGGUGAAGGAGUUGUAUUGAAUAAAUUGCUUUCUAGUCUUGAAUGAAAUGAGCCAGUGCUGCUCUCAAGGCACCAGAGGGACCCUGGAUUUAAUUUAAUGUUGAAGGCUGAGGGCUGAGGACAAAAGCUCAUAGUGUGUGCGGGGGUUUGUGUAUGCAUGUUUGUCAAAGACUUGUGGCUUUGUGGCCAGAUUGGUCUGUUUUCUCCAUUGCGGCCAUUGUGAAUGUGUUUUCUUCUUCCUGUACCCAUGAGACCAAUUUGUAGGGAAAUAAUGCUGUGACUGCAUUCAGAUUCUGGCUCUUCUCUCAUUUUACUUGAUUUCAUUUUCUGUGCUCGGUCUGUCACGUGUCUCGUCUAGACAGCAAUACAUCAAAAAAUAAUCCCAGGGGUUGACUCUUCCCGAUUUCAGUGACACUUUGACUUUUUUUCAAGCACUUUGGUCCAUCAGCAUGAGAUCCAGUUUUUAUGGAAAAUCUCAAGAAAGUUUUAAGUGAUUUGACAUUUAAUUUGGUUAACACCUGCCAGACUGAAGAUGUAUGGACUACAUGUACUAACUACAUUCAAGGGACUUUUGAUUUGUGUCAAUUUCUGUCCCUCUGUUGACAAAAUAUAACCUAUCUCUGCUGAUUUGUACAGAACAUGUGUGAGUUGUGUUUUCGGUUUCACUUUACUUGACGCCUAUCUCUAUAGCCAGUAUAAAUAUAUGUAUAAUGCAUUAUAAUCACAUUAUAGCACUGUAUAACUAUAGUUAUUAACACUCAUAAAUGAUCAUAAUGCUUUAUAUCAGUAAAAUCAGUAAGGCAUUUUAUCAUGACUUACAAGGUCAGGUAUUAUAAUGUGUUAUUACUGUUAAAAACAGUUGCAUUGCAUUAUCUAUGUGGGCAUUGUCAGUGAGUUGUUAACAGUUAUAACACAUUAUAAUACCUGACCUUGUAAGUCAUAAUAAAAUGCUUUAUAAUGUGUGAUGAUUAUUGCUGUUUAGCAUUGUGAUCAUUUAUAGGUGUUUUUAACUAUAGUUAUUCAGUGCUAUAACAUGAUUAUAACACAUUAUAAAUAUAUUUAUAAUGUGUUAUAGAGAUAGGCGUCAAAUAAAGUGUUACCGUGUUUUCUGAUAAUAAUAAUUAUCAUAUUAAAUUUUUACCAUUUUGGUAUUGUAUAGCUAAGCGCUUCAUUGUCCCCCUUGGCAGAAGUUUCAGAUACAAAGAACAACUCUACAGAAGAACUUUGAGUUUUUGGUGUUAAUCAUUUAAAGGCAUGAUGAGUAAUUUUAGCCUGUUUUAUAAUCAACCCUUUAAGCUUAAAUUGUUUGGUGAAGCUACCAGAUGAAGAGUCAGCUUUGUCUGUAGAUGUUAUCCCAUCAUUCCAAGAGCACAUGGUGAUGGCGUUCAACAAAGGGUUGAAGGUUUGAGUCAAAUCAGGGGCUGGUGUAGAGAGAAUUUUGCCUCUAAACACACACUGUGGUGGUCACCGAGCUAAACUAGCACUAUUGCUCCACUACAGUAUUUCUUAGUAUUGACAGGGAAGUGUUUUUACUUAUUGCUUGCAUUGCUUGCAUUGUUCCCAGACACAGACUGCUUAGCUUCAGAAAAUUCUUACUGAGCCUCCAGACUGGCUCUAAAUUCGUGUUAAUCUUCUAAAGGAAUAGAAUCAGUGGCAUUCGCCCUUAUUUCCUCAUUUUGUUCAAAGCCCCUUUUCAUUGCUGGCUUCAAGAAAGCAUUCAGCAACUUUCUGCAGUUUGAACACUGACUAGGGUGCUUCUAUUAACAUUACAACAUGACAUAUUUUUAAUGAUGUUUUUGGGGCAUUUUUGCCUUUAUUAGAUAGGACAGCCAAAGAGAGACAGGAAUUGUGAGGCUCACAUUAAAACUAGUUGGAGAAACAUACAAAGUGUACAAAAAACCCUUCAUGUCUCACAAAAAUAAAAAGGAAUAAAGAUGAAGAAAUUUGUUUGGCCCGCUUCAGCCUCUUUUGACAGCAUGUUUGGCAGAGUGAUGAAGAGUAGUGGAGUGCAGUGACAAGUGAUGCAUGCAUACAUCAGGUAGAGUGGUUAGCUCAUGCCCAUGGCUGGCUAGUUGGGUUGUCAGGUCUUAUGACACAUAAGCAUAGAGGCUCAGGAGCACCCAUCUGAUUGGUAUUGACGAGAAACAGGGGGCUAAUCGUCUAUAAGUAAGGAAUAAAGAGGAAGAAUGAGUUAAAAAGAGGGAGACAUCUGUCCUAACUAGGAGCAAUGGCAGGUUUGCCCUUAUUGAAGUGUUUCAUUGAAGAAGGCAGCAAAUUUCAGCUUCAGAUGUUGGUGAUAACUUUGCUGGGGUUAUCAAUCAAUCAAUCAAUCAAUCAAAUUUUAUUUAUAUAGCGUCAAUUCACAACAGUGGUCAUCCCAAGAGGCUUUCCAAAGAAAAAGAGCAGGUCUGGACCACGCUCAUUGUUUGAUGAAUUAUCAAGACCCAACCUAAGAUGGGAUUUGGCCCAUCUCAUCUAACAUGAGUAACAGUGGCUUUAUAACUCAUCCACCAUGACCAUUGCGCAGCUCAAAUUUAUGCAUAACCAAAUAGCGUUAACUCCCCCCUCUCUGCUGGUUUCUAGAUGAUCUAAAGUUUAUUUGGAGUCAGUAUUUCCAAUCACCAACACAGGCGCCAAACCAUCACUUAAGAAACCUUCAGGUGAUUCUACUGUAACUGUGCCCAUGAUUUAUGUCGUCUGUGUUUACAUCACAGCUCAUGCAGUAUACCUACCACAAACUCACACAAACUCAAAAAGCUGAGGACCAGCUGGAUCUUCUUCUCUGUGUUUCAUCACAAACAGAUCAAACACACCAGGUCUCCAUAGACGUCAUAGAGAUACCUGUCAGUCAUAAAGGUAAAUCUGUCAUAUCAACCAACUCUUCUGCUUCCUCUGUGUCCCCUGCAGCACUGGGACAUCAGCCAGACAAAGAUUCGCGUCAUCUCUACCCUGCUCUUUGUGUUGUUUGGCUGCCUGCUGUUUGUGGCGCUCCCAGCGGCUAUCUUUAAACACAUAGAGGGCUGGUCUGCGCUCGAGUCCCUUUACUUUGUCGUCAUCACCCUGACUACUAUAGGAUUUGGGGACUUUGUUGCAGGUACAAACACCGACAGUGAUUGACUAUCAACACACAGAAAAAAAAACUGUCCAUGUGGAUUUCUAUCUCAAUGUCUCUGUGUCCCCUCUGUGUCUGUGUCCAGGUGGUUCGGAAAUAGAGUACCUGGAUUACUAUAAACCAGUUGUAUGGUUCUGGAUUCUGGUCGGACUGGCUUACUUUGCUGCUAUUCUCAGCAUGAUAGGAGACUGGUUCAGGGUCAUCUCCAAGAGGACCAAAGAAGAGGUAUGAGACCCUUAAUUUACUGAGUUUUUCUCAUUUCUUUGAUAUUUUCUCUCACCUGUCUGUCUGCCCUCUGAGUUUGUCCCUGUGUCUGUGUCUUUGAGCACUAUCACACUGUACCCAGCCUCUGUGCCAUGUCCCCUCCUUAACUUUUGCCCUCUGCUUAACUUCAUUUCAAUGAUAAGACACUUUUCUAAUCUAAUCCACUGUCUGCAACGCAAACACAUUUACGGUCUUGGGCCAUUACUGUGAGCAUCUCCGGAGAGAGAGGGAGAAAGAGACGGAGGACAAUGUGUGAUGAUGUCCUUAUCAGGAAACAUAUUUGGAAACAUCUGUGCUCUAAAUAUAACAGCGAUUAUGCAGAUAAAUGUUCCCAGGGUUUGAUUCAGCAGAGUUUAAAUGACAGGUGAGCACAAAGAUGAUAUUUGGACGACUGUAAGGGACAAAUAUAAAUAUUGUGGAAGAGUUUAGGACUGAAGUUUUCUUUUUUGAGGAGAAUAUAAUGAUGUGAUGAGGAACCUGCUAGUUGAGCAGAGUUAGUUCGUUAAUUCUGCUUACCAUCUUCAGCUGUUAAGUGGUGAUGCAUGAUGCAUUGUGGCUGUGUGUUUAUUAAUGCUUUGAGGAUCUCAUGCUGAAGUCCUGCUGUGACACGCCUUCACCUCACUGAUCUGUGGAGGUUUAUCAUCAUGACAGGACUCUGUUGCAUAGUUUUUAUUAACAACAACAACAACAAUAAUAAUAAUGAUAGUAAUUGUUUAUUUGACAUAGAGGCAGAGGAGUUCAAUUUGCCUCCCAGUAAGUAAAGAAACAGAUAUUAAAUAAAGAAAAUAAAGAGUAGAAAAUGAAAUAAAAUUGUCAAAUUAAACGAGGUAGGCUCUGAAAAGCAGACAUAUAAAUCCAGGGAACAAAAAAACAUCUAAAGGAUGAAAAUAAAACAGAAUUGUAGACAGCAAGUCAAGGCAGUUAUCUACAAACUUAAGUUGGGUUGGAAGAUAGUUUGGCAUAAGUGUUUUUUAAAAAGAAGAAUAAGUCAUAUAGGUCAGUAAAAACGAUUAAGAGCCUUGUCACUGAGAAAGCUUUGAAUCAACCAAGCAGACGCUGGCAGGCAGCCAGCGCUGUCCAGCUAAAACUGGGAUGUUAUGUUCCCUUCUUUCUUGUUCUGGUUCAAAGCCUGAAAGCAGAUCUCUGAAUUAAUUGUAUUUUAUCAAUGGGCCGCCUUAGAAGAGCCGUAAAAGAGAAUCACUGUAGGCACAUCUCUUUGUGUUUACUGACAUCUUUUUGGGGAGGAAACAUCCAAACUCCUGCAAUAUUUCUCAGUACAACAAAGAUGGUUUGGUCACAUUCCUUGUGCGGGAUUUUAAAAGAAUUCAAAGUCUGAGAGAACAAAUAAACUUGUGACUUUGAGAUUUACUAGAUCUGAACUUUUUAAUUUAGAGGGAACCAUUUUUAUUUUGUUUAUAGACAAAUUACAUUUUAGUCAUGUAUAUGAUAUGAUUCACGGUUAAAGGGAGGCUACUUGAAAGUUACUACUAUGUGUGCUUGUGCUCUCAUGCACUCUUUAGUUUGGCCACCCCAGCCAAAAGAGUCCUGAAAAUGGUUUAGAUUCAAUUUUCACACCUCUCUGCUUCAUUUCCCUCCUUUUUUAAAGUUUUUUUUCUGUGCCAUGCAAAUGUGCACGUGUCAGUUUUUGAUUUAUCAAUACUUACAAAAUUGAAUCUAUGAAUGCAAAAUGAAGUAUUUACCAGGGGACUGCCAUUCAUAGUACAUCAUGUAAGCAGAAAAGAAAAUAUAUAGGACAUAGAGUUUGUAAGAACUUUAGUGACUGACAGUUUCCUGUAUUUAAAGAAAGAGACGUGCUGAAUGGUGAAUAUGUCACAUCUUUGGCUUCCAACAAUAAUUGCAUGAGUUCAGCAAAAACUCGAUCAAACGUGCACUUUAAAACUGUUCUUCAAAAGACUCGUGAUGGGUCUUGGCUCAAGGUAGCGAUACUUGUGCUUCUUUAAAAUAUGUUGAACAGAUACAUAUUUUGCCAUAUGUAAUGAAGAGUAUUAAGUUGACUCAAAUCUUGCACUGUGCCUUGGAUUGUUUUUAAAGGUCAGUAGUGGUUUGCUUGUUGAUAAAUUAAUAUAUAUAUAUUUUUACAAACGCAAUAAUGCCUCCACAAGUUGAAUUAAGUCUGAUAUGGAUCUGUCUCUGCAGGCAAACGAAGCAACAGUGUUUUGCUCCAUUUUUGUUUGAGACUAUUCUUGGCUAUAGAGAGUGAAUACAGAGUAAGAAGUGGUGUGGUGUUAGAGGCUGAAACUAUUCAUAUGAUUUACCAUUUAAUGUGGUCUCUUGGACCGACAGUGAGAUGUUAAAUUUAUGUUAAUGGGAUGUAAAGCAAUUCAUAAAACAGAGGUGUUUUUCCUCGGUGGAGAUUUUCAUUCGCUGAAUAAAAAGAAGUCUGAGUGUGACUCUGAAAACUUUUGUAGCAUAUAACUCAAUACAUGUUAUGCAUUUUCUACCAAAAUUAUACAUAUUAUUGCUAUUUUGUCAUAUCAAGCUCAACUGUGUGGGUAUAUGUGUGUGUGUGUGUGUGUGUGUGUGUGUGUGUGUGUGUGUGUGUGUGUGUGUGUGUGUGUGUGUGUGUGUGUGUGUGUGUGUGUUACAUAUAAUUGCUGAUUGAACUGAUUCACUGAUUUGGUCUGUGCCACUGUCCCUCUGUAUAUAUGUUAUUCUAGUCAUAUAUAAAGUCGCAUUUGAAAGGCAGAAGGAUUCAAAGACAUAACAAACAGAAACAUCUUUAUUAGAUAAUGUUAUGUAAUGGUCAUCAACUGACAUGGCUAAGAUGCCAAAUUAAUACCAGAACAGGCAAUGUUAAAACAAAAAUCUCUAAACACAUUAAGUUUACGUACAGUUACUUUGUCAAACACAGAAUUAUCGGCAAAGCUCUUUGUCUGCUCUAGUUGGUUUUUGUAUUUUCCUGAUCUUAAAGAGACUAAAGCUGCAGAUCUGUAAUUAUGCACUAUCCUGCAGACCUCUGCUGUAACUCAGGUUUUAAAAAGUGCGCUAUAAAUACAGGCUUGAUUUGGAUAGCCCUCAUCAUAAAAACCACCAAGAGAUCACGUCUAAUUGUUUUGACCAAUUUCUAUUUAUUCCUCAUCUUUAUUUCUCUCUUCCUCUCUGCAGUUGCGUUUUAGAUGUCAUCCUUUUGACUGAUCAAACAGAAACUGCUGGCUCAGAUUUGUCUCAAAGAGUUUCAUGAAUCAAACGUCUCUACCGUCUUCUAAUUUCACCUUUUUUGCCUUUGCAGGUGGGAGAGAUCCGAGCUCACGCAGCGGAGUGGACGGCAAACGUCUCUGCUGAAUUCAAGGAAACACGGCGUCGUGUUAGCGUUGAGAUCUACGACAAGUUCCAGCGCGCUGCCUCGAUAAAACGCAAACUGUCCUCAGAGCUGGGAUUCAGUCCAACUCCUGAGUUCACUCUGCCCAAGAGGACUGUAUCCGUCAAUUUCAAUGACGACCGGGAGAAGAAUGAGAAGGACGCGGUGCUACAGAGCUUGACCGCACCACUGGCCAGAAAUGGAGGAUCUUUCAUGAACGGUUUGGACCCUGAGAGGGGGGAUUUUAUUGAACAUGUGAAGUAG
Xyrichtys novacula (pearly razorfish) is the source of this 10589-nucleotide messenger RNA. The record is from the annotation of a GenBank genome assembly. NCBI's taxonomy places the organism in Eukaryota, Metazoa, Chordata, Actinopteri, Labriformes, Labridae.